Molecule: messenger RNA, 3963 nt
Organism: Tetrahymena thermophila SB210
Lineage: Eukaryota; Ciliophora; Oligohymenophorea; Hymenostomatida; Tetrahymenidae
Exons: 7
Source: RefSeq, a predicted model, not a curated record
AUGUUAAAGUUUAUUUGUUUAUUUAUUUAGUGUUUUGUUAGCCUAUAAAUUUUUUUAAUUUAUCAUUAAAAAGUAAUAACAAUAAAUUGGUAGAAAUUAAUCACUUAAAAAGUAUAUUAUAUUUGGCACUAUUUAUAUUAAUUAAGGAAGAUUUUAAGUUAAAAUAUCAGCAUAAUACAAAUGGGUAUUGAUGAAAAAAUUUAUGAUCUGUUAGUCAAAACUGAAAUGCCUAGAAAUAUUGAUGACGCAGAUACUCUAAACACCUACUUUUCUAAUCUAAAUUUUUUUAGCAAAUUAAUGGACUCCUUUGGUUAAGAGCACAAAGACUUAGUUGUUUCUAGUAUUUGGCGUACUAUUAGGUUUUAAAAAUUUAAAUAAAAUGAAGUGGUAUUUAAAGAAGGUGAUAAAUCUAAUGGUAAAAUGUUUGUAAUUAUCUCAGGAGAAGUAUGUGUGGCAAUAAAAAAAAAGAUAAAUGUUUUUGAAGAAGAAAAUAAGAAGUAAUAAAAAGAGGAACAGGAAAAAAGAAAAUAAACUGAUGAAUCUUAAAAAUCAAUAGAUUAAAAUAUUUCUAAGGAGCUUAUAGCUAACAUAACUAUUGAAGAUAAUGAUGAUUUAGAUAAUGAUUAAAAUAAUUAAGAGGAUGAUGAAAGUAGUUCAAUUAAAAGCCCUGCACUUUAGCAUUUAAGAACUAAAAUUUUGCAUAAAAAUUCAAGUAUAAUGAGUAACAAACUCAAUAAGUCAAUAAGCAGUCCUAAAGCAAGUACAAUCAAAUCAAAAAUAAAGAGAGAUAUGUCUAUAUGUAUAGAUAUUAGCUAACUAGGAGAUGUUGUUGCUAAAUUAGGAACAGGCUUUUCUUUUGGAGAAAAAGCAAUUAUGGAAGAAGGAGGUAUCCGUAUGGCCUCUAUUUACGCGAACUAAGAUACGGAAGCGUUAGUCAUAAUGAGAGAAGAUUUUUUAUUUAUUAAAAAAAUGAUCGAAUAAGCAAAGAGAGAUAAAAUUUUCCUAAUAAAAUAAACAAUACCUGGAAUAUCUAAUGUUAGUUCAUGGUAAAUUUUAGAACAACUUGCUUAUGUUUUUUAAGAAUAAAAAUUUUUAAAAAACGAUUAUUUAUCAAUUUAAGGAGAAGCCACAAAUACUAUUUAUAUUUUAGUAAAUGGGAAAUUAGAAAUUAGUUCUUAGGUAUAGUUAGAAAUAGAAGAUCCAAAUUAAAAAUAUAUGACUAAAUUCAACAAAAAUAUCUCUCCUCCAAUAGAUUAAAAAUAGCUAAGCAAUAAUUCAAAUAGUCUCUCUACAGAUAAAGUAGACAGUAAGUAAAUGGUAUUUAAAGAAAGUAUUGAAUUAAAAAUAUGUGAUAUUGAUACUCCUUAAUUUGUUUGUGAGGAUAUACUUACUUAGAAAUACUAAUAAUAUAAUGUAAAGGUAGUAAGCAGCAAAGCAUUAUGCUAUGUAAUAACUAAAAAGUUAUUUUAACAAAAAUUUCCAAGAGAAUCAGUUGAAAUGGUAAAGUAAAUGUUUUAGAAUAAACUCAAAAGAAGAUAAGAGAUGAUUAACUAAUAGAUAUUUAAGUAUUAAGAUUAAUUUAAAUAAGUUGAGAGGAAAGAGUCUCUCAAUUACGAUAAUUAAUAAUUUAAGUAGAGAUUUAAGAAAUAAUACUUGAAUAAAGUUUAUAAUGAAAGUCUUUUAAAAAUGAAUAUAAAUUAUGUACCCAAGAAUAAGAAGGAAAUUAUAUAUUAAUAUGAAAAAUCAGAAGAAGAAAGACAGUAAGAAAAGAAUGACAUGUUUUAAAAGUAUUAGUAAGCAAAGAGUUUUAUGCAAAAUAAAUAUUAGUUGGGUUAAAAUUUACAAAACAUUCAAGAAUUCGUAUAGGAUGAAAACAUGCACAUGGAAUACAUGAACAUUAUGAAUUUAAUGAAAAAAAAUUUUUCAGAUUUUUUGAUAGAUUACACAAAAAAAUUUAUAGAUUAAAAUUGUAUAAUUACCUACAAAUAGAAGUAGUCAAUAAAUAACCACUAAAAACUAUACUUUUAGAAGCAGCAAACUCAAACUAUUUCCACUUUGGAUGAGGUAAAUCUUUCUCAAAAGUUAUAAUUAAGUGAUUUCAGUAGGAAAGUUUCAAUUUUAGGAUCUGAUCCAAAUAGUAUUGCAGAUAAAAAAAUGUCUAGAUAUUCAUUAAUAUCGAUGAGUCCAAGCUCACCAAGUUAAAAAAAUAGAGACAGAGAUGCAAUUAAUUCUUUUUCAAGUUACAAUUCCAUCAAUGUUUUACAUUUGAACAAACAGUCAAGUUUCAAAAGAGACUCAAUUCGCAGUGAAUAUGCUUAACAGGAUCAAAAAUCUAGCUAAUUCAGCAUGAUAACUGACUUAAAAAAACUUGGUGAAGAAUAGGUUGAAGAUAGCAUUGCAGUCAAAUAAAUCCAAAAUUUGUCAGAAAAAUAUGAAAACACAAUUAACGAAGCUCAAGUAGAUUAAGUCCAAGAGAAGCUAUGUGAAAGUUAAAAGUAAACUAGUUAACAUUCUCCAAAAUUGAAUAAAUAUAGGCAAUCAAAGGAUAGCCAAUUAUCUCAAUCUCCUAAUGCGAGACAAAGCAGAUUCAAGAAUAAUAUUUUAAUAAGCAUACCUAAUUUAAUGAAAACUUAUAGUGAAGAUAACAUUCCAGAAAUAACAGACAAACAAUCCAGUAUGAAAAAAAUGAUUUCGUCAUCAAAUUCAUCUCCAAAGGCAGGAUAAAAAGAUUAGAUAUUAUUUAGGAAUGAUAAUUCUUCAAAAAGCUACGAAAAGUCAAUUAUAUCAACAUAGAAUCAUCAAAACAAUGGCGAAGAGAAAUCUCUACUUAUUUAAGGUACAUUUAAUAUGGGAGAUGGAAACCUCAAAUAAUUAGAAAUGGAUCUAAAAUAAGAAUUAAAAAAUAGAGGUCUCCUUAAAGUAGAAAUACAAUAAAGUGAUUUGAAAGAAAUAUUCCCAAAUUUAGAUAAAUAUUAAAGAGGAAAAAUUUAGUAGAAAGUACAAAGGAUAAAAGAGAGAUCAUAAAGAAUUUAAUAACAAGGUUUAAGUAACAUAUAAAUUUCAUCAAUUAAAGAUAGCAAUAAAGCAAGCUCUAUUGAGUAAAGUUCUAUUAGAAUAAUUGAAUAGUCUUAAGAAGCAGAUAACAGUUUUAAUGACAAAUAAUAACCUUAGCCUUUUAACCUAUCAAUAUUCUAAAAAUAAAAUCCAUUAAUAAAAUUAGAAAAUUAAAAUAGCAAAUAAAAUGGGAGCCUUCUGAAAUAAUACUCUUAACCAUUUUUACCUGCUAAAAUUCAAAAUAUAAAUUCUAUUGAUCCACCCCUUUUCUUACCUCAAAUAAAUAAAAAUUAAUCAACUCAUAGCAAUAUAUAAAUUGGGUAAUAUGGAACCGAUGAAAUAUCUUAACAUUCAAAGUAAAAUAGCUACUAAGUUAGCUAUAUUUCUAACACACCUAAUAGCAGGGAUAGCAGUUUAGGAUAUUUUUCAAAAGAUUCAAUCAAGGAAUUAAAUAUAAUCCAAUUAACAAAGUACAAGUCAUAACUUACUGAAAAUAGUGAAUAAGUAAAUUUGUCUUCAAGAUCCCAGAACAUAAGACAGUCAUUACCUUUAUCACAAAGUACAUCUUAAAAUGAGGCUUAAAGUAGCUUUUUGUAUAAUUUAGAAAAUACUAAAAGUGGUAAUUAUAGCUCUCGCAAAAAAGAAAACUCUUCUAAUCGAGUGUAUAUGAAGGAUGCAGUGAUUCAAACAUUUUAAGAUAGUUCUAAUUGCAAUAAAAGUAAUAAAUUAAAUUUUUCUGAUAAUUUUACAAACUGCUAAAAGAAGAAAGAAAGCAUAUCCCAAAAGUAGGUGAGCACUUCAGAGCAAGGAUAAUCAAUUCUUUAAAGAAUUAAUUAUCAAAGACCAAUAAUUUUCCAUAAUAUUCUAAAUAGAGAAAAAAAAACAUAUAAUUUAAAAAUCAUUAAAUGA